AGCAAGGAAAAAAAAAAAAAGAAAAUUUUUUUGAAUAAACUCUUUUCAUUUACCUUCUUUAACUCUUCACUACUACUUAACCGACCAAGAAUGGAGCAAUUUCUUGCAGGUCUCGAUGAUCUUUUAACAAAGCUAGCCCAGGCACAAGAUUCAGAGACAAUCAGAAACGCCACUUCUGCUUUAAACACACAAUAUUAUGCUUCUGCAGAUUGUGUUCCUGCUUUAGUCGAAAUUAUCAGUCGUUCUCCUCACUUUCAAGUUAGACAGUUGGCUGCUGUUGAACUUCGUAAGAGAAUUACAAAGUGGUGGUCUCAAAUUCAAGAAUCUGUUAAGGUCAAUAUUCGUGGCUCACUUUUGAAUAUUGCUCUUAGCGAAGAAAAGGAAGCGGUUCGUCAUUCUAUUGCUCAAGUCAUCUCUUCUGUAGCCAGUAUUGAUAUGCCUGAGGAGAAGUGGCCUGCUCUGUUAGGAUUUUUGUAUGAAGCUUGCAGCAGUCAGAACCCUUCUCAUCGUGAAGUCGGUAUUUAUUGUUUAUACACUCUGUUCGAUGUCAUUGCUGAUGUCUUUAUGAACAAUACGGUUUCUUUGUUUGAAUUAUUCAACAAAUCAAUUGUGGACCCUGAAAGCAAAUCAGUUAGAAUUACCACCGUACUAGUUCUUGGCAAAUUGGCUGAAUUUGUAGACAGUGAAGAUAAGAAUACAAUUAAAAUGUUCAGAGCUAUGAUUCCCAGUAUAGUCAAUGUAUUGGAACAAUGUAUCAAGGACGAUGAUGAAGAACAUUGUGCUCAAAUAUUUGAAGUUUUUGAUACUAUGUUGAUGUUGGAUGCCCCGUUACUCAACGACCAUUUAGCUAACUUGAUCGACUUCUUUUUAACUAUCGGUGGUAAUACGGAAUUGGAUGACAGUAUUCGUGUUUUUGCGUUGUCCUUCUUGAUGUGGGCCGCUGUCUACAAAAAUCACAAAAUUAGACAGUUAAAGCUCGUUGCACCUAUUGCUGAAAGAUUGAUGCCCAUUGGUACUGAGCAAGAUCCGGAAGAUAUUGAUGAAGAUUCUGCCUCAAGACUGGCCUUCAAAGUAUUCAAUGCUUUAGCUACUAAUAUUCCUCCUCAACAUGUAUUCCCUAUUAUUAUGCCGCUCGUAUUGAACUAUAUCCAAAACCCCAACCCCAACUUCCGUAAAGCCUCCAUGAUGACUUUUGCCGUUACUGUUGAAGGCUGCACUGAUAUUGUUGCUAGCAAGUUGAACGAACUUCUUCCUCUUGUCUGCUCCGGACUUCAAGACCCUGAAAUGAUUGUUCGUCGUGCUGCUUGUAUGGCUCUCGGUUGUCUCGCCGAAGAAAUGCCUGGUGAUAUUUCUGAGCAUCAUCAAACCUUACUUCCUCUUGUGUUUAAUUUGAUGAAUGAUAAUAAUGCUGAGAUUACUAAACACGCCUGUAACGCUCUCGAUGCCACCCUUGAAGGUCUCGGCGCAGAUAUCGUUCAAUAUCUUCCUUUGUUGAUGGAAAAGCUGUUGUUCUUAUUGGACCACGCUACUGAAACAGAAACUCGUGCUACCGUCAUCGCAGCCAUUGGCAGUGCUGCUCAUGCUGCAGCUGAAGCCUUCCAUCCUUACUUCAAUCAAGUUUUACCUCGUAUUGCUCAGCUCAUGUCCGUUAAAGAGAGCACGGAUGAUCAAUUGCUCCGUGGUGUGGCCACUGAUACUGCUGGUUCUAUUGCUGAGGCUGUUGGCGCUGAAGUUUUCAGACCUUAUGUUGAAAACUUGAUGACCUUUGCUGUAGAACAGCUCAAGUUAGACUCACCUCGUCUUCGUGAAUGCUCCUUUGCCUUUUUCUCUAAUUUGGCCCGUGUCUUUGGCGAGGAUUUCGCUCCUUUCUUACCUACCAUUGUCCCUGAACUUUUAGCAUCUUGCAAAGCCGAAGAAAAGAAUGAGGCUUUAUUGGACGAAGAAAUUGACCUCACCACUGGUGGUAUGGAUGAUGAUUUGGAGGAUGAUUUCGAAAACUUCAACUUUAAUUCUGCUAUUGCCGAUGAAAAAGAGUUUGCUGUCGAUGCUUUAGGUGAACUUUUUGCCAAUACAAAAUCCCAUUUCUUACCUUACGUCGAGCCUUCUUUAGAAGAACUGCAAAAACUUACUGGCCAUCUUUACGAAGGCGUACGUAAAUCAGCCAAUCAAAGCUUAUUCACUUUUGUCAAGACUGUAUAUACUAUGUCCAACCCUGGACCUUGGACGGUAGGCAUUCCUGUCACUUACACUGUCCACGAAAAUGUCAAAAGUUUGAUUCAAACUGUUGUGCCCAUGACUAUCGAAUUAUGGAAAGAGGAAGACGACCGCUCUACUGCUGCUCAAAUUUGUCAAGAAUUUGUCGCCGCUCUUCGUCUCAUGGGUCCUGUUGUUGUUGCUGACUAUCUCGAUGAUAUCGCCCAAAAUCUAUUAGAAAUUUUUCAAAAGAAAUCUUUGUGUCAGCAAGCCUUUGAUGAUGGUGAUUUUGAUGACGAAGAUGAUGAUUUGGAGUCUGAGUCUGUCCUUAUCACUUCUGCUGGCGAUCUCGUUGCCGCCCUUUGUGAGACUGUCGGUCCCCACUUUUACAAAUACUUUGAAGUUUAUCUUCCUCUUAUUCUCAAAUAUUACAAGCCCACAAAGUCUCAAACCGAAAGAGCUAUGGCUGUUGGCUGUUUAGGCGAGUGUAUCGUUGGUAUCAAAGAUGCCAUUACCCCUCAUACAGAACGUUUGUUGCAAACCUUUGUCAAAGCAUGCGGUGAUGAAGAUGAGUUAGUGCGUAGCAACGCCGCUUUCGCUCUUGGUUGCUUGACUUUUCACACUCAAAUGGAUUUAAGCAAUCAAUACCCUGCUAUGUUAACUGCUCUCUCCCCUCUUUUCAGUAACCAGACCAUCCCCAAUACUGUUGACAACGCUGCUGGCGCAGUCGCCCGUCUAAUUUUAGCUCAUCCUAACGCUGUUCCCUUGGACCAGGUUUUACCCACUUGGAUCAGUGUUUUACCAUUGAAGGCAGAUUAUGAAGAAAACCAACCCGUUUUCGAUUGUAUUUUCCAAUUGUUCAAUGCCAAUAACUCCUUCGUCCUUAAUAAUCUGCCUCAAUUCUUACACAUCUUUACUCAAGUUCUUUCUGACAGUGACCAAUUGAAGGAAGGAACAAGAACUCAUUUGAUUGAACUAUGCCGUCAUCUAAAUGCUCAAUCACCAGAGUUGAAUAUCGGUUCAAGUGAAUUAGCCCGCUUCUUGUAAUUUACAUGAUUUUUCUUUUAACCUUAGAAUUAUAGCACAUACCUAGAAGAACCUUCAUUUCUGUUUUCUUCAAUUUUUUGUAUAGUAAUAAUAAUAACAACAUUAUAGUAGUGA
Mycotypha africana is the source of this 3354-nucleotide messenger RNA. RefSeq names its product armadillo-type protein. The coding region runs from base 91 to 3240 and encodes 1049 amino acids. The transcript is spliced from 7 exons. Gene Ontology annotation, molecular function: small GTPase binding; nuclear import signal receptor activity. NCBI's taxonomy places the organism in Eukaryota, Fungi, Mucoromycota, Mucoromycetes, Mucorales, Mycotyphaceae. Gene Ontology annotation, biological process: protein import into nucleus. Gene Ontology annotation, cellular component: cytoplasm; nucleus. The record is from RefSeq and is a predicted model, not a curated record.